This is a messenger RNA of Pleurotus ostreatus (oyster mushroom), 906 nucleotides long. RefSeq lists its product as uncharacterized. The transcript has 5 exons. The record is from RefSeq and is a predicted model, not a curated record. NCBI's taxonomy places the organism in Eukaryota, Fungi, Basidiomycota, Agaricomycetes, Agaricales, Pleurotaceae. Bases 1 to 906 code for a protein of 301 amino acids. Gene Ontology annotation, biological process: Golgi organization; protein secretion. Gene Ontology annotation, cellular component: Golgi apparatus.
AUGUGCAUCACUUUCUGGACUCUAGAGCAUCCGAACUACGCACUCAUCUUGUGUACCAACCGCGAUGAAUUCUUAGACAGACCCACCGAGAACGCCCACUGGCAUUCCUUCGGUCAUCGGGCUGGACCAGGCCUCCGAUCUGACACAGUUUUGUCUGGCCGAGAUGAACUGGCCGGUGGGACGUGGUUUGGUAUUAAUCGGACCGGGAGAGUGGCACUACUGACCAACGUCACCGAGCCACCGAGCGGACAAAAAUUUUAUUCCAGAGGCCACCUGGUGUCGACUUUCCUUCUAUCAGAUUCAUCUCACCCCCUCGAAGAUGAAGUCGAGAAAAUUAUACCACGGGAUGUUCAAUUUGCCGGAUUCAAUUUACUUCUUCUCGCUCCUGCAGCCGCUCAGGCGGACGGCGACAGUAAGCGGACGGUAUGCUACGAUGCUGCGCUAGUCACCAAUCAUGGAGGCGGUGGGGCGAUAACAUCGCGUCCCAUCACUCCGCAGGAGCGAGUGUGCGGGGGUUUUUCGAAUGGUAUAGAUGGUCAAGACGGUCAAGAAUGGCCCAAAGUUCAACACGGCAUCCGAUCCUUCAAAUCACUAAUUGAAGAAUUGACUCCGGAAUGCGAGGAAUCUCAACUUACGGACCGCUUGUUCCAGAUGCUUGCUUGGCGAAGCCCCCAACCUGUGCAACAUAGGUCGCAGCUUCGGGAGACCAUCCAUGUCGCGCCCAUCUCAAUUACCCUAGAAUCAGCUCAGGGAAGCAACGCCAGCCAUUACGCCACUCGCCUCUCCACCGUGUUGCUUGUGGGAAGAGACGGCCGAGUCUUAUUCGUGGAACGGGAUAUAUGGACACUGGAGCAAAAUAAAAACGUAUUCGAUAACAAGGCGAACAUGCCAAACAAGAUGUGGUGA